AUGGCCAUCUGGUGUGUCCCGUGGCUGGGCUCUCUGCUCCUGGUUUCCCUCUGGGGACCCUCGGCUCCAGCCUCCCUUCUCAGGCGCCUGGGUGAGCACAUUCAGCAGUUUCAGGAGAGCUCUGCCCUGGGCCUGGGCCUAGGGCUGGGUGCUGGGGCCCUCCCAAAAGUGGGAUGGCUGGAGCAGCUUCUAGAUCCCUUCAACGUGUCCGAUGGACGAUCCUUCCUGCAGCGUUACUGGGUGAAUGACCGACACUGGGCUGGCCAGGAUCGACCCAUAUUCCUGCAUCUGGGGGGCGAGGGCUGCCUUGGGCCUGGUUCAGUGAUGAAAGGCCACCCCGCAGCCUUGGCCCCAGCCUGGGGUGCCCUGGUGAUAAGCCUGGAACACAGGUUUUAUGGCCUGAGUAUACCUGCUGGAGGCCUGGACAUGGGCCAGCUCCGCUUCUUGUCCAGCCGCCAUGCGCUGGCUGAUGUGGUCUCUGCCCGCCUGGCACUUUCCCGCCUCUUUAACGUCUCCUCCUUCAGCCCCUGGAUCUGCUUUGGAGGCUCCUAUGCCGGCUCCUUGGCCGCCUGGGCCCGGCUGAAGUUCCCGCAUCUCAUUUUCGCGUCGGUCGCCUCGUCCGCCCCGGUGCGGGCCGUGCUGGAUUUCUCCGAGUAUAAUGACGUGGUGUCCAGAAGCCUUAAGAGCGCGGCGAUCGGCGGGUCCCUGGAGUGCCGGGCGGCGGUGUCCGCCGCCUUCUCGGAAGUGGAGCGGCGGCUGCGCGCGGGUGGGGCGGCUCAUGCAGCGUUGCGGGCAGAGCUGAGCGCCUGCGGGUCCCUGAGCCGCGCGGAAGACCAGGCGGAGCUGCUGGGGGCGCUGCAGGCUCUGGUGGGAGGUGCCGUGCAGUAUGAUGGGCAGGCAGGAGCGCCACUGAGCGUGCGGCAGCUCUGCGGACUUCUCCUCGGGGGCGGGGCCAACCGCAGUCGCUCCACGCCCUACUGCGGGCUUCGGCGGGCUGUGCAGAUUGUCAUGCGCAGCCUGGGCCAGAAGUGUUUAAGCUUUUCCCGAGCAGAGACAGUGGCACAGCUGAGGAGCACAGAACCUCAAGUGUCUGGUGUGGGUGACCGUCAGUGGUUGUACCAGACAUGUACCGAGUUUGGCUUCUAUGUCACCUGUGAGAAUCCCAGAUGUCCUUUCUCCCAGCUCCCAGCACUGCCCUCCCAGCUAGACCUAUGUGAGCAGGUGUUCGGGCUCUCACCCUUGUCAGUAGCCCAGGCUGUGGCUCAGACGAACACCUACUAUGGUGGCCAGACUCCUGGGGCUAACCAAGUGCUGUUUGUUAACGGUGACACAGACCCUUGGCAUGUGCUAAGUGUAACACAGGCUUUAGGAUCCUCAGAAUCAGCUCUUCUCAUCCCUUCUGGCUCCCACUGCUUGGACAUGGCACCUGAGAGGCCCUCAGACUCCCCCAGCCUCCGCCUAGGGCGCCAGAAUAUCUUCCAGCAGAUACAGACCUGGCUGAAGCUGGCAAAGGAGAGCCAGGUUAAGGGUGAGGACUGAAUCUCAUACCCUUUCCACUCCCUGCAUGGCCAUCUCAGUCCUGGACAUACUCAUUCACUGAACAAAAGAGAGCAGCUUGUUUUGAAAGAAGAAACUCCCAGGAACUGGGAUUCAGCACAUGUUCUGUGUGUAACUGGCAUGUGUCAGCAAACAUCUUUAUUCCCAACUUAAAGUGCUUUGUUGCGGAAAGUUAUGGAAUUAUGUGGGAAGAGAUGGCCAGGGGCAGACCUGUGUUACUUACACUUAAAUGAUUAUGAGCUUGCAUUGCCUUUUAUACACUGAGAUUUGUGGCAUGGAUCAUAUCCAAACUAUGGUGCAGUAAAACAAAAGCAGAGAUCAAGCAGUAACGGGAGGCCUCUGGUGAAGACCAUCUGAGAGCGUCCUACAACCACCGAACACUCGGUGUGGCUGCAGAGCAGAAAAGAAAAACUGCUUCUUCUCAAUAGUGUUCUCAUAAGGAUCUUGUAAAGGGAGCUUAUGCAAAAGACUCUGGGAAGGAAAUGCAACAUCUGCUCUUAAGACUCGGGAGGGUCUUCUUAGAUGGGCGCUAGUAAGGGUGGAAAGCCUUGCAGGGCAGAGACACCGGAAUGCCACAGGCUCUGCCUGUGUUCUCAGAAUGUGGAGCAGUUUCACUUGCUCUAGGUGCACAAUGCUUGGGAGAUAAAAGCCACUUGAUGCAUUGUGUGUGGUCAGACCUCAUGGCACCUUGUCCACUGCACCUCUCUUGCCACAAAACACCUGGAUAGACAAUGAUGGUAAAACCUCAGUAUCCUUAGCAUUUCUUAGGAGAACCGCUUUGAAUUGAAUGCUGCAGAGACAUGCUCUUCGUCUGGCUAUCUCCCUCCUCAACCCUCCUCCCCACAGCCUGCAAGAUUAACAAGAUAAUUUACCAUAAUAAAAGCGCUUGGAGCCUAGAACUUGGAGCAGGUGCAGAUCACCCUGUGACAGUGCAUUGCACCCCUGGACCCAUGCUUUGAAAUUCUAGUCUUGUGUCUUUGUCUUUAUUUCUUUUCUCAUCCCUCGUCACUGCCGGGACAGAGUGCACCCACACACAGCUUUGGGCUGGUUCCCAACAGAAUUAUAGGUGGAUGAUUAUUCUCAUUGUAAAUAAAUAUUGGUGUUUUGAAUGUUAAAUAUCAAAGAAAUGUGACAGGAUGCCCUCCCUCCUGUUAUAUUUCUUUGAUGCCCUCCCCCUGCUGAUCAGAUUCUUGUUCAAAUUCUGCCACCCCUGCUCCUGGGUUAGGGGCUAUGCUGUAAGUUUCUGUUUCUGGACUUCAGACCCUGGUCCUGUCCCUGCUUCUCAGUUUCUCUCACUGUACCCCUUUACCUCUGUCCGUUUCUUCCUCUCUCUUUCCCUGUCGCCAUCUGUCUUUCUAAUCUUGUUUCUCCAAACAUCUUCAUUUCUAUCUCUGUGUUUUAGUCUGUUUCUCUGUUUAUCAUUUGUCCUUUGAUCUGUGUUUGUUCUCUGGCUCUCCGGCAGUGCCUUUGUCUCUCCUCUCUCUUGCUCUGCUGGGCUGUUUCCACUGCUCUCUUUCUGACUCACUUGUGGUCUCUGUGUUUCUCCUAGUCACUUUCUCUUUCUGUGUCUCUAUUUUCCUCUCUCCUCUGCUGUCUCCUCAAUCUAUCUGUCUCCCUGAGCCUCUGUUUCUUUGACGCUCUUCUCUGUCUCUAUUUCUCUUCCUGUCACUUAAUCUUUGUCCUCUAUCUCCACACCUUCCUUCCACACCCUUCACUCACCAUCUCUUCCCACAAUCAAAAAUCACUCCCUAGUACUUCCAGCUUCCAACCCUAGGAGUUUAUGGUUCUGGUGGAGACUCCUUUCAGGACCAGGGAGGACAGAGCUAAUUUCAAGGGUGCCUGCUUAGGCUGUGUUAGCCGUGACAAGAAACUGCCAUAGAUUUGCACCAUUCUUUCCUAACACUCAAUGGUUUUCAGCAAUAAAUAUGUCUCAGCAUUUUGUACAUCUUCGUAUGCACAGAGAUGGUAGUAGUAGAGUUUUAUUCAGUUUCAUAGAUCCUUCUUGGUAAGAGGCAACCUUCUCAUGCUAUCAUACCGGAGUGAAUCUCCACUAUAGUUCUGCCUGCCCUUGAUCUUUAUAUAAAUGGAAACAUACAGUA
This is a messenger RNA of Cebus imitator (Panamanian white-faced capuchin), 3656 nucleotides long. RefSeq names its product serine protease 16 (gene PRSS16). Gene Ontology annotation, cellular component: lysosome; endosome. The transcript is spliced from 12 exons. Gene Ontology annotation, biological process: proteolysis. The record is from RefSeq and is a predicted model, not a curated record. Bases 1 to 1539 code for a protein of 512 amino acids. NCBI's taxonomy places the organism in Eukaryota, Metazoa, Chordata, Mammalia, Primates, Cebidae. Gene Ontology annotation, molecular function: dipeptidyl-peptidase activity; serine-type exopeptidase activity.